AUGCUUUCCUCUUACGAACCUUCAACUUCUCUGGAUGACCGAGGGGAAAAUUACUCAUCACUGCUGCAAUGUCAUUUGAUUUUGUUCAUCGGAAAGAAAUGUUCCAAUAAAACGCUCCAAUACCAUCGUUAUUUUUCAGCAAGUCAUGAACGUGUUUCAUUGGACGAGUGGAGCAAGAGAGAAAAGUUAUCACUACAUGCCAUGUUCAAGAAGGUCAUCAAAAAAUUAGAAAAGCAAUGUAAAAUUGUUAUUGACGAUGAAAAUUUAAUAGCAGAAACUCGGAAAUCAUUGUUAGAGAAAGUGAAACAUUGCAUUCCACAAUGUAAAGUUGGAGCUCUGUAUUUUACAUGCAACAAUGAGCGAGUAUUGGAAUAUCAAUUCAACCUGAAUCAAAUAUUAAGCUAUUUCCUAAAGAAAAAUCAUAUCAAAUCGCCAGACGUUUGCUUAACGGGUCAUCCACUUCUUCAACACAGUCAAGACACAUCCAAAGAACAGAUCAUUCCUUCAAAAACUGAAGGUUUUGACAUCGUCAUGGAAAGUAAGGUGAAACUUACCAUUGUGAAUCGAGAAAAAGUGGAAUUCAAUCAUCAAGGCUUAAUCGUGGAUGGACUGUUACUGGCUCUUCGGUUGUUGGUGCUUUCUCCUUCUCAAGAAAAAGAUAUUUCUAAUUUUGCAGACCCUCAUAUUCAUUGGCUUUUCACACAGUGGAUUAAAGUCAAACCUAAUGGACGAAUUAUCAUUGUCUUGAUACAAAAAGACUAUGAAAAAUUAUGUGAUCUACUUGGUAAAAAAACCAAAACAUUUGAACAAUUCGUCAUGUGGGUUGAGAGGACUUGUUGUAAAUAUUUCACAUUUCCUAUAUUUACUGUGGAGAUCAAAAUGAUGAGCUCGACCCAACAAAUGAAGAGAGAUGAAAUAUUAUUACUUUCCUCAUUACUUUAUUUGCAUUCUCUUGCAAUUAGUGAAGCAAUUGUGAUAGUCUCUCCUUUCAAUGCUCAAAGCAUGUUACAUCUAGGAAAUUCAUCGAUCGUGAACCAGCACAAAAAGUUUUUCACUACUGAAUGUAGAAGCGACAAGAAUCAUCUAUAUAUUAAUAACGAAAUGUAUACCAGUAUGGCUAAACUAGGAUUAAUACUUGUAGAUUUUUCUAGUUUUUUGGAUAUUACCACACAAGAGUUGGACUCGGAUGAAACUCUACGCAUUGAGCAGAAAAUUGCUCUGAUUCAACUCGAUUACCGAUCGAAUCAAGCUGAAUUUUUGAAACAUAUUGAGUUUGUGCAAAUAGAUUCAUGGAAGAGCAAUGGUGAAUGGUUUAGCAAGUAUAUUGGAAGAUAUCCUUUCAUUUCUGAAUUACAAAAAAGCAAUAGGAGUGAAUUUCGAGCUGGAAUAUUUCAAGACUCUCAACAACGUGAAAUCAAUCACAUUCUUUUCGGAAUCAUUUGUAAUCCUAGUGUCAUUGCACAAUUUGCAUCUCAAAAUGAUUUCUCGAACCAUUUACAAUUUUAUCAGAAAAUCAAUGAAUACAGUGUGUCAAAUCAAAUGAACAUGAACAUGGAAUCGAUUAACGCUGAAAGGAAGAGGUUUUCUCCCAAACAAACUGAAAAACUCUCGAAAGGAAUUGAAGGAAGUCCAUCAGGAGGAAACCUCAUGAGAAAACAAAUCAGCAUGGUGAUGCCUAACACAUCCCACCAAUAA
This is a messenger RNA of Naegleria lovaniensis, 1695 nucleotides long. RefSeq lists its product as uncharacterized. The record is from RefSeq and is a predicted model, not a curated record. The transcript is spliced from 3 exons. The coding region runs from base 1 to 1695 and encodes 564 amino acids. NCBI's taxonomy places the organism in Eukaryota, Heterolobosea, Eutetramitea, Acrasida, Naegleriidae.